ACGAGGUGAUGUGGCUUACCUUUGGCUCAUUCGCAAGAUUCAACAACUAGGCUUGAAAUUUCAGUAUUGUUGUGUUCAUAAAGCGGAUCGUCAACGUGUUCUUCGUGCUCAUCAAAUUACGGGGGAAGCGGCGGUUAAUUUUAUUUGUUUUAGUAUUACUAAUUAGUCUGUUUGUAUCGUCAAAAAAAAAUAAAAAUAAAUAAUAAGUUAAAAAUUGUACAUAUGACAGCCAAUACAUUUCCACAAGGAAAAGUAAAAAAGGUCAAAUUAAAACGGCAAACUGAAGUUUCCAACAUGAUUACCCUUCCUUUAUUUCUUUUCACAUAAUUUAAGGUGAAAACAACUUUCCUUUCCUUUCCUUUCUUUUAUUCAACACAACAAAUUACACCAACAACAAACUCAAAACCAAUACAUAGUCUCUGUACACAAAGCUAGCAUUCUUCUUCUCUGUUUUGCUCUCUCAUGCAACACCAAAAAUGGGAAACCUCUGCACAUGCCUUUCCUACGAAGACAUAAACAACAAAAAACAAAACCCGAAACGCCAAUACAAUCGAUCAACCUCCGCCCCUGCCACCACCAUCAGCAACAGCAACCGUUGGUCGAGGAUUCGAUCGUCGAGACGAGAGAAUUUUAAGUUUGAUGACCCUGUUCUUCAUCAACAAGCUCUUGCCGCCGCUGCGAUUAUUCUAGAGCAGCAGCGGCAAGAGCAGCGUAAUGGCGAGACGGGUUUACCAUUUGACCGAUCAACCUCUUUAAGAUACCCUGGUACUUCUAAACACAAUAAUAGUAAUAAUAAAAACGGUGGUAUUACUUUGCCCCGUAGUUCUAGUACUCGUGCUCGUUCUCUUACCGAUCCUCUUCUUCAACCUCAUCAGCUUCUUAAUCAGGAUGCAGGACUUGAAGGCUUAGAAACGAAUAAAUUUGUGCUUGUUCAUGGAGGUGGUUUUGGUGCUUGGUGUUGGUAUAAGACCAUUGCGCUACUGGAAGAAUGUGGUUAUAAGGUUACAGCUAUAGACUUGACGGGUUCUGGAAUUCAUUCAUCGGAUAGUAAUGGCAUUACAAGUCUUGCACAAUAUGUGAAGCCACUUACUGACUUUCUCGAGAAACUUGCUGAUGGAGAAAAGGUGAUUUUGGUAGGACAUGAUUUUGGCGGUGCUUGCAUAUCAUAUGCAAUGGAAUUGUUUCCAUCUAAAGUGUCAAAGGCUGUUUUCAUUGCUGCAACAAUGUUGAAUAAUGGCCAAAGUGCUCUUGAUAUCUUCUCACAGCAGGAAGAGGCCAAGGAUCUAAUGAAGCAGGCUCAAGUUUUCCUCUAUGCAAAUGGAAACAAUAAUCCUCCAACUGCUAUUGAUCUUGACAAGUCAUUGCUGAAGGAGUUGCUAUUUAACCAAAGCCCGUCGAAGGAUGUUGCACUGGCAUCUGUGUCAAUGAGGCCAAUACCAUUUGCACCUGUUUUAGAAAAGCUGUGUCUCACAGAUAAGAACUACGGUUCUGUACGACGCUUUUACAUAGAAACUACAGAAGAUAAUGCAAUAGCUAUCGCUUCACAAGAACAAAUGACAAAGGCAGCCCCUCCAGAACAGGUCUUGCGUCUCAAAGGUGCAGACCAUUCACCAUUCUUUUCGAAGCCACAAGCUUUGCACAGACUCUUGGUUGAGGUCUCAAAGGUUCCUUAAGUUUGUAACUACUUUCUGCCUUAUGCUACUUUGAAGUGACAUUUUGAUAAUGCCAUUGCCCUUUUAGCGCAUGAA
Chenopodium quinoa (quinoa) is the source of this 1748-nucleotide messenger RNA. Its product is annotated as putative methylesterase 11, chloroplastic. Bases 477 to 1673 code for a protein of 398 amino acids. Gene Ontology annotation, molecular function: methyl jasmonate esterase activity; methyl indole-3-acetate esterase activity. The record is from RefSeq and is a predicted model, not a curated record. NCBI's taxonomy places the organism in Eukaryota, Viridiplantae, Streptophyta, Magnoliopsida, Caryophyllales, Amaranthaceae. The transcript is spliced from 5 exons.